Molecule: messenger RNA, 873 nt
Organism: Cucurbitaria berberidis CBS 394.84
Lineage: Eukaryota; Fungi; Ascomycota; Dothideomycetes; Pleosporales; Cucurbitariaceae
Product: kinase-like protein
Exons: 1
Coding region: 1-873 (290 amino acids)
Source: RefSeq, a predicted model, not a curated record
AUGGUUUAUCAGUUUCUUAAGGAACAGGGCACUCAGAACAUACCACUGGUCAAGGAGAUGCAUCAAUAUGGCAAACCAGGAGACCCAUUUCAAUUCACGGUCAUGUCUCGAGCUAAAGGAGUGCCGCUGCACAAUAUAUGGAAAGGCCUGUCUCCCGAAGAAAAGCAGGGCUAUGCUCAACAGGUCACAGCAGCACUCCGAGAACUACGCCAGCACACGUCACCGGUUGCUCGGCGGAUAGAUGGGAGCCCUCUCAUGGACUACAUCAUAGGACAAUGUGCGCCGCCAAGCAUGUGCAAGCAAGUUGGAAAGACUAAGGAAGAAUGGUUUGAUGGUAUGGCUGAGGAGCUUCGAGUUGGCCUCUCAAACUCCGAAAAACUCAAUAGCGACGACAAAGAUGUCAUUGAAGCGAAGCUACAGGAGCUUAAGGACAACUUUCCAGAUGGGGGGCCAUAUGUCCUUACGCAUGCUGAUCUUAACUUUGGCAACAUUAUGGUCCACGACGGGAAUAUCGAGGCAAUCAUCGACUGGGAAUCUUCCGGAUACUAUCCCUGGUGGGUUGAGCGCUGGGCAUCCUACGUACGAACAUUGCGUUGUGAAGACUCAGAUGAACUGUUUGAUAUUGUUUGGGCAGAGCUCGACCCAGACCUUGAUAUAGAGCAGUUUGUAAGCAAAAUCCUCGACCCUGUCGAAAACGUCAUCAGCACGUGGAGGUGCUGCCCUAUUGCGCACACUGAGUCUCAUGACAUUUGGAUGCGCCCGGCUUGGUGUGAAUGUAAACCAAUUGGAGGGCUGAUUAGGAGGAAGGAGUGGGACUCGGAGCUAAAGCAUUCCAUCGGACCGCAAAGGAAAACUUGGAGCAGAGACAGAUAG